CCUCGUCCCCCUCGGCCUCAGUAAACAACGAGACGAUAAACGUGUUGGAUGUCAACAAAGGAUUCCUCGACUCGCUUUGUGUAGGAUCGCAGGAUGGCGGAGAAGAAAAGCGACUCGUCCGCGACGACUUCGGCGGCCAAGGCGAUUUCCAAGGAGCUUUUAUCAGUCACGGGCGAUGGAAGUUCCAGGUCUGUGGUUGAGACAUUAUUAAAAAAACAACCUCCAGUACCAAAAGGAGAUGGACCAAAGACAUUUAAGGUUGCACGAAGUCCACUGCUAGAUGAACUUCAGUCAUUUUUGCCUGCAAUACAAAAGUCAAAUCAGCAGCUUUUGGACCAGACUAGUGAAGAAAUAGAUGCUCUUGAUAUAGAAAACAUUGAUGAGGAUGAUAAGAUUAUUGAGAUGAAUGUUAUCCUUGGGGAAAUGAGCACAGGCGAUGAUGAAUCUUCAGAUUCGGAAUUAGAUGAUUCGGAAGAUAUUCCUGUGAUGGGACCCGUAACAGAAGAAAACUUGAGGAUACCGUCUGAAGCAAGAGGUGGGAGAAGGCAAGGGACAAACCUUAUAACAGAAGUAACAGGAACUACUGUUGAAUCUGAAGAUGAAAGAUCGGAUGGGGAAUUGACUGUAGCUUCAUCAACUCUGCAGAAAGAUGAAAUUAAGAAAAAAAAAAAACGAAAAAAAGCUUCAUGUCAAAAUAUAUUUUUAUGUUUAUUGUAAAUCUGGUUUCUUUGGUCCUAUUAAAAUUUUUGGCUUGCAAA
Molecule: messenger RNA, 758 nt
Organism: Macrobrachium nipponense
Lineage: Eukaryota; Metazoa; Arthropoda; Malacostraca; Decapoda; Palaemonidae
Product: NOP protein chaperone 1-like
Exons: 4
Coding region: 94-717 (207 amino acids)
Biological process (GO): box C/D snoRNP assembly
Molecular function (GO): box C/D methylation guide snoRNP complex binding
Source: RefSeq, a predicted model, not a curated record